CUUCGCAGCUUGCUGGAGGUCUCCCUGAGCUCGGACCUGCACACGCUCAACAUGCACUGUAACCGCAUCGCCAGAAUCGAAGGGCUCAGCCACCUCCGGAAUCUGCAGCAUUUAGAUCUGUCAUCAAACCAAAUCCGCCGGAUCGAGGGGCUAAGUUCCCUGGCUAACCUGUGCACCCUAAGCUUAUCCUGUAACCUGAUAACGAAAGUGGAGGGACUGGAAAAACUCUUUAAUUUAACUAUAUUGAAUUUGUCAUAUAAUCACAUACAUGAUCUCUCUGGAUUUAAGUGCCUUCAUGGAACCAGUCAUAAGAUUAGUCAUAUUGACCUUCACAGCAACUGUGUAAACAAUAUUGAUCACUUACUCCAGUGCACAAAGGGGCUGCGUUGUUUGACAAAUCUGACACUGGAAAAAAAGGGAAAAGCCAAUCCAGUUUGUCACACAGCAGGUUAUAGAGAAACUGUUCUUCAGACGUUGCCCCAGCUAACAACUCUAGAUGGAAGAAAUAUUUCUGGUGAACCAGUGGACCCAGCAGAAGAAAACUGUUCAGAUGUGCAGUGUUUAGAAGACGUUUGGGGCUGUUUGGUUUCAUCUGGGUGCCCCUCAUCCAGAGAUCAGAACUGUGUUACCUUACCAGUGGUAACACCACAUAUCGACCAGGCAUUAGCUCAUUUUCGUCAACGUACAAGAAUACAAAGCGCCGUCAGCUCCUCUACAGAGCUUGUCUCAUCUUCAGAACCAGAGAAGGCCGAACUUGAUAAAAUAUACAGUGAGAUAAGAAUUAAAAAAAUAGAAGAUCAAAUUUCACAGAUACUUCAAAAGGUAUCUGAUACCUCAAGAAGGGAAGCUCCUCCAAAUGUUCUCAAAGCUAAGAGAGACACAGAUCCAACUUCUGAGAGCGAAAAUGAGAGUGGGAAGGAGAACAACAGAAAGGUUGUGAAAAGAAGCAAGAUCCCUACUUACCGUAGAACUACCUUAUCUGCUAGGUGUCAUGUGAAUCAUCUUAAGAACAAAAUAACUGACAGGGAAGAGAAGAGUUCUUCAAAGUGUCCACGCUCCAAUCAGAGAGACUCUCAUAUCAAUUCAUCGUCGGAUACUCGAGACUUGGAAGUAGUGGGAAGAAAAGCUGAAAUAUUAACUGGAAGACAGAGCAAUAUAGAAAAAGUGGAAGAAAUUAAUUCAAAUGCCACAGAAGAGUCAACAUACCGAGCGCUGAUUCAAGAACUGGAUCAGGAGAAAGAAAGGAGGUGGAAAGCAGAGCAAGCAGAGAAGAAAUUAAUAGAGCAUGUCAGAGAGCUACAGAAGCAUGCAAAAGAAGAAAAGAAUAUUCAGAGUAUGGCUGUAUACACUACAGACAGGUUAAAGGAAUUGAUAUUCAAAGAGAGAGAUGUUAAAGCAAGACUGCAAGCAGAUGUCGAACAGUUGAAAGGUGAAACUGAAAGACUUACUAAUGAGUUAAAUCAGGCAAGAAAUAAAGAAGUAGAACGUCAGAAGGCUAUGGAAGCUUUAGAAGAAACACUGUCCAAGAUGGAGACACAGAGAUUGCAGCAACGAACAAUAGAG
This is a messenger RNA of Balearica regulorum gibbericeps (East African grey crowned-crane), 1563 nucleotides long. The record is from RefSeq and is a predicted model, not a curated record. NCBI's taxonomy places the organism in Eukaryota, Metazoa, Chordata, Aves, Gruiformes, Gruidae.